This is a messenger RNA of Gavialis gangeticus (Gharial), 2143 nucleotides long. Its product is annotated as granzyme A-like. NCBI's taxonomy places the organism in Eukaryota, Metazoa, Chordata, Crocodylia, Gavialidae. Gene Ontology annotation, biological process: proteolysis. The transcript is spliced from 5 exons. The coding region runs from base 10 to 792 and encodes 260 amino acids. The record is from RefSeq and is a predicted model, not a curated record. Gene Ontology annotation, molecular function: serine-type endopeptidase activity.
UUGAAAAUAAUGACAGUCAUGAUGGGUCGGCUGUUGCUUUUGCUGUUUUCUGUAAUAGCUGUUCACCUUCCCCUGAGGUAUGGCUGCAUUAAGAUUAUUGGAGGACACACAGUAGCUCCUCAUUCCAGGCCUUUCAUGGCUGCGAUACAGAAAGGCAGAUCAACUGUGUAUGGGGGAGCUCUUAUUGAAAAAAACUUGAUUUUGACAGCAGCACAUUGUAAACUAAUGGGAAGAUCAGAACUUAAAGUUGUUCUUGGAGUCCAUCAACCAUCCAUAGCUGAAAAAGAACAGCAGAUAUUUAAGGUUUUGAGGCACUGUUCCAAUCCCCAGUUUAACUCUUCUUCCAAAGAAAACGACAUAAUGCUCCUUAAGUUAAAUGGUAGUGCAAAUGUAAAUCAAUAUGUGGCUCUUUUGCCCCUACCUUCAUGUGAUGAAGAUAUCAAAGCUGGAACAAAGUGCCAGGUGGCAGGCUGGGGACUCACAUCUUCAGGGAAGCCCUCAAAGUAUCUUAAGGAAGCAACUGUUAAAGUCAUCAAUAGGAAAACCUGCAGCAGAAACUAUAAAAAACAAAUAAAAAUAACCAACAACAUGUUGUGUGCUGGGUGGAAUAAUGCAUUUUCAAAGAGUGAUGCCUGUCAGGGAGAUUCAGGUGGGCCACUAAUAUGUUCUGGUAAGUACAGUGGAAUCAUUUCUUUUGGAAAAGGUUGUGGAAAAAUGUGCAAACCUGGAGUUUAUACACGACUGACAGAAAAAUACCUUCACUGGAUAAAGAAAAUAAUUGACAACUACUGAGAGCAAUGGUGAUCAGUUCUCACUUGCCAGUGACAGAGGCAUUCACUUCAGUAACUGUCAAUGAGCAAAACAAUAUUAUGAGCACAACAAGUUAUUUUGCAUAUUAUUAAUGCAUUUCAAUGUGUAUGAUGGUGAAUCCUGUAUAAUACACUUUUUUUGGGCAUCUCCUCUGAUAAGAGGGCAUCUCAAAAUAUCCCCAACCAGGCAGAUCAUAAACCUUUUCAUCCCGUUUAGCAGACCACCUCUUUUAUGCCUCUGUUUUUUGUCAGACUUCACCAUGUUUUAAAUGUUAACAUUUUUUUAAAGUUAAGAAAACUCUUUAAACUUUAAAAUUUGAAGCAUGAUGGCAGGAUACUACUCACCAUAGUCAUCAUGAUUAGGGCUGGGGAUUUUUUUGUGAAUAGUUAAUUUUUGAGAAAUAGUUUAUUCAUCAAAAUAUGAACUUUCUGACUGAUGGGAACUAUUUGUUGAAUAGAUCCCAUAAACAUUUUCUCAGGGAAAUCAUUGAGACAUAUAAUUUUGAAAAAUUAAAAGUUCACUUUUGACCUGCUCCAAAAUGAAAUAGUUCAACUUAUUUCAAAAUAUUUCAUUUAAAAAUAAAAUUAAACUUAUUUUAAAGGGUUAAAAUAUGAGAAAAUCAACAAAAAAUUCAUUUCAGGUUGAAUUGUGUUCAAUUAACUUUUUUUUUCAUUUUAGCAAGGAAAAAAAUGUUGUUAUAGGUCCACCCUAAAUUAUCCCCUCCACUCCCAAUCUUUUUGGUUCAGGCCCCCGAUUUAAUAGAUCAAUUUUUCACACAAUGCUAAUUAGAACAAUAUUUUAAUGCCUGAAAUGCUGAAAAAAGAAGGAACAUUCGUGUGCAAAAAGCAAUUUUACUUUAAGUAAAAAAAAAAAAAAAAAGAAGUAAUUUUACUUCUUUACCCUAAUCAAACUUCCAUCAAAGUGGCUGGGAGUUCAUGAAAGUGGAUCACCCAGAAAACCUGUCAACCUUCUAAGAAUGGCCAUAUAGAUAGCUGGGCAUGUAUCCAUUGACUUUAGUCCUUUUUUAUCAGUAUUUUGGGAGAAGGAUGAGUUCAUAUUCUUGAUAUGAAGAGUCUUAUGGUUGUUUGAUUGCUCUGCUCAUGGGCAGAAUUUUUGUCUUGGAUGUUACAAUUUUAAGAUUUAUAAAGUACCCCUAGAUUGGUACUUUACCAGAUAGGUAAGACAUAAAAUAAAUAUAAAUAAAUCAUUGUUUGUGAGAUUUAUACAGAUCUUGGUUCUGACCAGAAGUUGUGUGAGAGGAGACUUGAUGGUGGAAAUGUCAAAGCUGUGUUAACAGUCUGUCACAUGGUGAAGCAAAAUGCAAGCUCAAGGA